UUACCCAAGAUCUUAAAUAGUAUCCAGUUGCGCUGGUGCGCAUAAUUAAUACCGCUCUCGGGGAGUCUGCUAAGCACUGCACUAAUGUGGAAGGGUGGUGGCGUUGCAUGGUUAUCGUGAUUCAUCUCGUGGGCCACAUUUCCAACUGCAGUAUAAUAUGUUCGGAUCAGUUUCGGGGGGCGCCUAGCUUUUGCUUCGCAAGAAGCGGUACUUGGUCACGCUUGAACGCAUCCGAUUUAAAUUAUGAUCGAACUUUGCAAUAUCAACAUAGCAUCAGGGCUUCGCGCAUCUGACGCGCUGCGGUCGCGAAGGCGGAUUCCCGUCUUGCUGUCUGAAGGUGAUGGAAUGUACCGAGCGGACCCGACAGAAUUCAAGCCAGAUUCUCUGGCUUUGGGGUAUCGGAACAGUAAAAAUUUAGACGACUUCGACCCGCGCCCAGGAGUGAUCUGGGGCAACGCGGUUCAAGGUGUGGACGAAGGUGACGGCUGGGUGAAGGUGGAAGUUUGGCCCAUGGACUCAAAGAUGGAUAAACGUGCUGCUGUCGCUGCAAAGCUGCAAAAGAGGCCAGAGGUGGCGCACAACCUUUUAGUUUAUGCAAUACGCGUGCUCCGAUCGCCGAGCAGUUGGGCUACGAGGCACUUCACAUGCGCGAAUGCUCAGACAGCUCCGGCAAGGUGACGACAAAUUCUGCUUGGGAUGGGGGCAGCGAAAUCUUUGGCGAGUUGGACGAUCGAACGAUCGUCACUCCACGCGGCGAGCGGCACUACUUCGAAACACGCUUGAUACCAGAGGUCAUAAAGCACGUCAGGAAGAAAUGGGACGACGGCACCGCUUGGACGAGGAAGAAGCGGAAUGGGGCUAAUAGUGAGCUUGUGGAGUGGUGGAUGAAGGCGCUAGGAAAGGAAACAGAUUUGGAAUGGUGCGCUGAAGGAAAGGACGUCCCUAAAGAAGCCGUCAGCAAGGCCAUGAUUUAUUAUGCUGACAGCGUGGAGACGCGGGCCAAGAACCAAGACAAGAGAGUAUCGAUCUGGCAGCAGUCGGAGGAGUACAGGCAGACGUGGGCAGCAGUCAAGGGUUAUCUCGAUACCAUAACAUUGCCUGCUGAUCCUCCACAUGUCAUGGCGAAGCGGUUCUAUACAAAUACUAACGAUGUCUAUCCUUACCGGCCCUAUGACAGGGUGACGCGAGCGUGGCCUAUAUCCGACUACGAGACGACAAGCACGCAUCCGACACAAACUUUUCGCAUGACAUCGAGCGGAAAGGCGGUCAUGCGCCUCUCUGCUGGCGACCUCGGCGUUCUCACCACAGUGCCCAUGGAUUGGAACCUGAAUCUUGUUGGACUGGCAGAGGACUUGCUGCUCGCAAUGGGCAGUGCGUGCUGCCCGGGACCCAAACCGUGCCCCUCCGAGUGAGAUGUCCAGCGACCGCGACCGCUCAGCAAACAGGGCAUCGGUCAGCGUCGGAAGGAUCAUCACGAUCAUCAUCCCAGGCUCGACGUCUUUCGUGCAUUGAGCCCGCGGUCCCAGACCUCUCCGUUCUGUUUUUGGUUACCAUCGUCGACACAUGUUUCGAGCGAUCUCGGCUGCUAGUUGUUGUUGUAUUUCUCUGGACGUGCAAGAUCGCUGAUUUCUCAUCGGAUCAUGGAGC
Molecule: messenger RNA, 1647 nt
Organism: Prorocentrum cordatum
Lineage: Eukaryota; Dinophyceae; Prorocentrales; Prorocentraceae
Source: the annotation of a GenBank genome assembly